Mercenaria mercenaria is the source of this 3532-nucleotide messenger RNA. RefSeq lists its product as uncharacterized. Bases 653 to 1468 code for a protein of 271 amino acids. NCBI's taxonomy places the organism in Eukaryota, Metazoa, Mollusca, Bivalvia, Venerida, Veneridae. The record is from RefSeq and is a predicted model, not a curated record. Gene Ontology annotation, molecular function: signaling receptor activity. The transcript is spliced from 4 exons.
CUUUAGAGCAUUUCAAUGAUAUGAAAACCAGAUAUGGUCAUUUAGUAUAUCAUGUCUUCUUAUCAAAAAUAGAAAAAUAUUGACAUGUUAUGUUGAAUAUAAGAAAAAUAAUCUGUUCUGAGAAACAUCACCCUCUAAAAAUGCCCCCAUGAAAACAGCCGUUUAACAGUUACACGUAGGUAGACAUUUUUCGCAAAGAAUAAAACUUAUUCCAAGAAAUUUACAAUGAAAAUGGUCUAGAUCUAUUCUCAAUACUAUAAGCAAUAAACAUAAGCCAAAAAUUUAACUGUCACCUCCUCAUGUCACUUAUUAUACCAGAUUUCAUCCAUAGCAUGGAACUACAUUUUGGACUACUUCACAUGUAACACUGAGUAGUCACUUCCGGUUUGGUGUAAUCCGUCCUGCUAAGGAAUUAGCACGGAGUAAAAAGGUCUAUAGACUAGUAGUUGAAAGUAUUGUUGAAUCCACGAGAUAUGGUUACCUCCUUUUAUGGUUCCAACUGUAUAAUUUAUGAGCAGAAUUGACAUUAAGUGUUUCUCUAACCAUGUGAAGUCUAAUUUAUAUCUCUGUUUAACUCAAAAGUUUCUAAGGACAUAAAUUAUCAAAUGGAAGUGAAUCAAUUCGAACACUGCACAUUGAAUCAUGCGUUGCUAUGAAGCCUUAUGUUUACAGUUUACGGUUGACAAGCGCGCUCUCAUCAAUCUGUUUCCAUUCCAGUUCUAGGCACCAGACUCACAGGAUCAACAUGAAAACAACGCGAUUAUUUCUCAUAUUCGUGUUAGUAAUAUUUGUAAACUUUCUUCAAGGACUAAAUGAUAUCAGUUACAGUCGUGUUCAUGUUCUUGAUGGAAACUAUUGUCCUGACGGUAAUGUGAUCAAGGAAAUCAAGUUCGCGUACAGGAUGCAAUGUUUGGUUCUUUGCUCGGAACAAUCCACAUGUAAUGGCGUGUUUCUUCAUCUUGAUGAGACAAAAUGUGUGGCUUGUUCAGCAAAGUAUUUCGUAAAAAACGACACGCACAACUCGAACAUUGGUUCUACAUUCUACAAGCGCGGUGAAAAGUCGACUGAAACCGGAGACACUGGGCGGGUAUCAGUGUUUUGGUUGAUAAAGCAGGGCAUGACCUGGGACGAAGCAAAGAAGUCAUGCGAGGAGCUAGGCGGCCAGUUGGCAACAGUAAAAUCAAAAGAGGAGAACGAUUACAUAGCGCAAAAUGUUCUUGCUGGAUAUGUAUAUUCAGGUGAUGUCGAAGUGUGGACUAGUGGUACAGGACUUGGUGGAACAGAAAGCACGUUUAAGUGGUUGGAUGGAACAAAUGUAUCAGUCGGAUACACAAACUGGAAACCUGGUCAACCAUACCAUUCUAUGGGACAAGUACCCGUAUGUAUCAAAAUGGUACCAACGUCGAACUGCCAAUGGAACGAUGAUGAUUGCAAUGAUGAAUUCUAUAGCCUGUGUGAAUUGGAAUAAAAUGAAUACAAUUUUUAUUUCAACAAAUUUUCAACGACCAUUCAGACCUGAUAAAAGUAUAUGUUUGGUUUGCCUUACUGUUUUCGAAAGCGUUGCUUAACAUUAACUUAUCAUAGAAUGUCUAAACGCUGGUGAAGUUAUAUGAAACGUUUUUGCACUAAUUGUUUCGGUGUCAGGCGUAAUACUUAAUUAUUUACCGAUGGAAAAAGAUCUACAUCAUACUUGUUUGCACCAAAAUCAUUUCAAAACCUCAUCAAUUGCUUAAAAGGUAACAAACAUUGUCAUCUUAAAAAACAUCAUCUCUAUGAUAAAACGUUCGAUGGAAAAUACGUAACAAAAUAACAACGAUGCAAAAAUUAUAAAUGAAAACAAGUAUUAUGUAACACUAUGUAUUUUGUCAAAGAAUUAAUCGUUCGACAAUUUGAAAAGAGAGAAUACAUGAUUAAUCGCACGUGUUGUAAAAAAUGUUUUUAACAUUGUUUUACUUAUAUUUCUAUAUUGACAUUAUAAAUUCUAAGCUUAUUAAUAUAUCUCCUUUCCAACGUCAAGAAAAAAUGAAUGUAUUUAUUUAUUUAUUUAGGUUUUACGGCGCACCAACACAGUAUGGGUUAUAUGGCGCUAAACAGGACUACAAAGUUUGGUUUCACAUCUCAUUUACAUCGAAAUAAAAACAUGAGGUAUGGAAUCAAAAUUUGCAUAACUGCUGGAAUCACAGUUACAGCAAAACCAAGUGUUGAGACCCUAUUAGUCGCCUCUUACGAUCGUGCAAGGGUAAGGCAGUGGUUCCAAUUAUUUUCAUACAUAGAUCGUCCCAGAACCACAUGGGCCAAAAAAAAAAUAGUAAUGGUUUGCUUAUACUCAUGUACACAGACCAAAAAAGACAUUGCAUUCAUUAUACUGAACUAGAUAUUGAAUUUGAAAAAGAAAACUUAAUAAAAGGUACUAGCGGUACUGAAAAUGAAAAUCUAUAGAUGUGCAAAGAGUAAAUAUCUUAUAGAAUUAUGAUAAAAAAUCCAAAGACAACUACAUGCUGAUACGUGGUCCCCUAUGCUCCUCCAUUUAUUAUGCAUAUUACGAAGUUUAACAUCUUUUAUUUACAGCAUUUUACGAUAUCUAAUAAUGUAAAGUCUAAAAAUUACCAGGGCCAUAGUUGUUCAUGUGUGCUGCGUUCAACGAACAGAAAGUCUGCAAUAAUAUACAUGUUGUAUUGAUAAAUCUCGUUUAUAUGCUUCCAAGAGUCGUCUAGAAUUGAUUACAUAGCACAGAAAAUAUCCUAUUCUAGUUCGAUAUCGAAUUAUAUAGCCCUUGUGUGUUAUUUGCUGAAAUAAAGAGAUUAUCUUACUGAUCUGUUCCAUUAUUCCCUUAUAAGACAUACUGCACAUCUGAAACAGAUCCACCAUGCAGGAUGUUGAAAACAAGUGGGUGUAACAAAGAGAUAAUUGGACAUUUGAUAAAUUAUGUAGAGAUUUUGCAAAAACCAACUGAAAUAUAUAAAUUUUUGAGACAGACGCCACAGUAGUGUUCGGUCAUCUGUUUUUCGAUUUUCAAGUGCUACAAACAAUUCGCUCAGUCCAGACUUGCUAAAAGUCAACGAUGGUCGAGGAAAAACAAAAUAUCCGUGAUUUGACGUUAACGUCAAUCUAUGACGCCGAGGAAAAGGACCAACUACUCAAUGUGCAAACUUAAUAAAAGCAUUUCGCAAACAACUUUGAGACGUUGUUAACGUCGUUGAAAUAUUACCACCGUGUGCCGCGUUCGUGAAAGUUACUGUUUUCAAGGAGGCAUAACUUCUGACUAUAUGAUAUAAUCAUGUCAAAUUUGCAGAGAAAUUAGUAGAAAGACAGCGAAUUGUGAUGGUGUAUUCCUUGUUAUACUUCAUUAAAGUAUCUAAAUAUAUGAUACAAAGUCUACGAAUUUUUUAACAGCCCUCGUACAAAUGAAAUCUUGAAGUCUGUGAAUAAAUGUACUUGGUUUCGUGAAUCAUAAUCUCAGAUAUUCAUUUUUUAUUUCAAUUUAUUUUAUUUACUAGUUGAUUUUUGAAAAAGUUUCAUUUAUUAAUAAUCU